UUGCAGUGCAUUUUCAGCAGUGUUCCUAUACUUGAUUCCUUGCGAUAAAAUAAUGUUAUAAAAGUGCCACAGAGCCUACACUCUCUGAGAAAUUCUUGUGUUCUUAUUAAAAAUAAUAAUAAUCUAUAGAGCAAGAAUAUCUUACUAUCUGGCAAACUCUUACUAUAAAGGCAAAACAAAAUAGUAUUACUGAUGACAGCUGUGUUGUUCAACCUAAAUGACAAGUCAUGCCUCAUUUUCAGAGCAGUUCUACCAGUUUAACAGAACACUAAGGUUGAGAGGACAUGAGCUUAGAUCACUAGCUGAUACAAAAUUCUUCUAGGAGAAGAGCAAACUUAGCCAUGUUCACACCAUCCACGAGGAACUCAAAUCCACCAGCCAACAGGUUAAAACAUGUAUUGCUACUGGCAUGUUUUCUUUGUACAUUAUCCUGGCUGGCUCUAUGUGUACUGAAUGGUGGGAUUCAAAUGAGACCAUUUCUGCCCCCCAGACCUAAAUCAGUCAUUGAAAUGAAUAAUUCUUCUUUUGCAAUAUCCACACUUGACAUGGGAAUCAGUGAUGAGGAGUGGGAAAGACUACAGAAGGCUCUUGACUGGCCUGGUCCAGAUCAAGAAAUCACUCAGCUGGAUCUGAGCACAAGUCCAGUCCACUCAACAUUCUCUAUUGUGGAACUGAAAAAGAGUUACAAAGUGGGAGAUAACAUCUCUGUUAUUAUCACAGCCAGAGACCACAACAAGAACCUGAAAACAUAUGGAGGAGAUUUUUUCAAAGCAAAGCUUUUCAAUUCAAAGCUAAAAGUCAGGCACAAGUUUUUGUACGUCUUGAGCACUCCAGUGAGGUUGUGCAGAUUCUUAAAAAAUACAGGGAGUCUUCAUUCCCACGAAGCCACUAUAAUGGCCACUUUGAAGGGCCAGGAUCCAAGAACACCCAGAUCAGUGAAGUAG
Molecule: messenger RNA, 944 nt
Organism: Cyprinus carpio (common carp)
Lineage: Eukaryota; Metazoa; Chordata; Actinopteri; Cypriniformes; Cyprinidae
Product: NXPE family member 4-like
Exons: 4
Coding region: 342-944 (200 amino acids)
Source: RefSeq, a predicted model, not a curated record